GGGUUCGCUGAAAGACCCAACCUGAAGCUGAACCUGAAGCGAAACGAAACUUGGUGUUACUGGCUCCCAGAUAGAGCUCUGCAGUAUGGAGUUUAUCACAGAUAUCACAGUAAUCAUUGAUGAAGCUUAUUACAAAGAAGACCCUGAAGUAUUGAAGAUUCUUCAGCCUUACAGUAAUAAGAGAAAAGAUUCCUGCUAUGAAGUGAGAGGAACCUUUGAGGAACUGGACAACCUUUCAAAGAAACUUUUAGAACUGAGGCCUGACUCCAGCCCAAACACUCAUGGACAAGAUGGCCGUGCUUCAACUCCUAUCAAACCCGUGGAUGUAUCUGGAGUUGUUAUGGCUUACAUUGAGCAAAAAUGUGCCAAAGAACUUAACAAAAUUCUAGGGAACAGUUUUGUGAUUGAAACCCAUCCUGACCCCAGAACAGUACACAGUAAACCCAGCAGCACAGUGCAGGUGACCUUCAGACCACGCCAGGUCCCCAUAAAUCCUGUUCAUGGGGACUUUGUCAGACAGCGAUUCAUCACAUUCUACCAGAGAACCGCCUCUGACCUGCAGGUUACGUCUGUCCCUGUGAGUGCACAGGACCACAAAGACCUGCAGAGGAGAUUUCCACAGCUCCUCUUCAAAGCCAGCCGCAACAGAUGUACAGCGACGGGGCCUUUUGUGCACAUUGCUAAAUUAAAAGAGUUCCUUUUACAAAAUACACAAAGCUCAUUCAAGAGUCCGGUGAAUAAAGGCCCAGUAGACACUCCAAGCGGCAGAACCUCAGGUCCUGCUAAAGAUCCUGAAGAUGAGUCAUGUCCAAUCUGUAUGGAACCAAUGGUAACAACAGACAAAGAGACUCUGCGGUGCAAGCACUCGUUCUGCAGGAAGUGUCUACAAACAGCUUUUCAAUACAAACCUGUAUGUCCGACAUGUGGAGCGCUAUACGGCAUUUUGACAGGGACGCAACCUGCUGGAGGCACAAUGAAGGCCACUAACAGCUCCUCAUCUUUGCCUGGAUAUGAGAGAUAUGGAACAAUAACCAUCCAUUAUUACAUUCCAAGUGGCAUCCAAAAGGAGGGGCAUCCAAACCCCGGGCAGCCGUAUGAAGGUGUAUCCCGCACAGCCUAUCUCCCAGACUCCUCAGAGGGCAGAAGGAUCCUGAAACUGCUGAAGCAAGCCUUUAAUCAGAGACUCAUCUUCACUGUUGGUCAGUCCACCACCAGUGGCAGGAGCAACACGGUGACAUGGAAUGAUAUUCACCACAAGACCUCAACACACGGAGGACCAACUCACUAUGGAUACCCAGAUCUGGAUUAUCUCAGCCGAGUUCGAGAUGAACUGAAAGUCAAGGGAAUUGAAUGAAUCACUUUGUCAACACGUGAACGUAGAGCUAAGAUGACACGACGUUAGAGUAGCUGGAAGGGGUAAUGGCAAAGUGGACUACAAACUAGUAGGGAUAAUGAAUGUCAUUUUGACACCAUUUGAUGUUCCACAAAUAAUUAUACCAUCUCACAUUAGUUUACCAUAGAUUUAAAGGUCUUUUUUUCAGUUUUAAAUAUUAUAUUUUUAUUUUUUGCCUUGUAUAUGUAUGAAAUCACUACAUAUGGAACAACUGAUUUGAAAGUGACCUGAGAUUAAUAAUAAGGAUGUAACUGGAUCAAAUACAAAUAAUAAAUUAGAUUUACAGCCCUGUGUUAGAUAAAGUGGGACAGGCCACUUCAGGUUGAGUGGGACAUGCUAGUAAGCACAGUGCAGCAUUUUUUAGAUUUAAAAGCAGAUUUAAAAGUUGUUGGUAAGAAGGAUGUAUCUGACUAUCAAAUUUCAGGUUGGUAAUUUCUUAAAUCCACUAGGCUCCACAAAAGAUGGCACCCAUACAAAGAAAAGAGGAACAGAAAGAGAGGAGUGAGUGAAAGGGGGACAGGGGCAUACGGAGAAGGUAAGGACAACGACGUAGGAAGGGAAAUAAACUCAGUGGAGCGAAGAGAGAAUGGGAGUGGACGUUGAGGAAUACUAUGUGACUGAAGGACAGGAACCUAACCUGACAUGGACAUAACAAAAGCGAGUGAAAGGGCUGCUGAGAGACCAUGCAUCAGGUAAAAGCCCCCAAUCGUUUCAGAAAUGCAUUUAGAAACUUACUUACAUAGCCUAGUAUUAAUAAACUGAAGACAUUUAGGCUACUCGCAAA
Messenger RNA from Micropterus salmoides (largemouth bass), 2177 nucleotides. Its product is annotated as E3 ubiquitin-protein ligase DTX3L-like. Gene Ontology annotation, biological process: protein ubiquitination; Notch signaling pathway. The transcript is spliced from 4 exons. Lineage: Eukaryota; Metazoa; Chordata; Actinopteri; Centrarchiformes; Centrarchidae. The coding region runs from base 86 to 1354 and encodes 422 amino acids. The record is from RefSeq and is a predicted model, not a curated record.